Motacilla alba alba is the source of this 14295-nucleotide messenger RNA. It is a transcript of the gene DYNC1H1, whose product is annotated as dynein cytoplasmic 1 heavy chain 1. Gene Ontology annotation, biological process: microtubule-based movement. The transcript is spliced from 78 exons. The record is from RefSeq and is a predicted model, not a curated record. Gene Ontology annotation, molecular function: dynein intermediate chain binding; minus-end-directed microtubule motor activity; dynein light intermediate chain binding. Gene Ontology annotation, cellular component: dynein complex. Lineage: Eukaryota; Metazoa; Chordata; Aves; Passeriformes; Motacillidae. Bases 83 to 14032 code for a protein of 4649 amino acids.
CUGGCGGCGCGGCGGGCGGGCUCAGCCGGGGCGCGGCCGGGCGGGCGGAGCGCGGUGCCGGCCGGUGUCCCUCUGCCUCGGCAUGUCCGACUCCGGCGGCGGCGGGGGCGGCGGCCCCGGCGGCGAGGAAGGCGGCAUGGAGGUGUCGGGCUCGGCGGUGCAGAACGUGGCCGACGUGUCGGUGCUGCAGAAGCACCUGCGCAAGCUGGUGCCGCUGCUGCUGGAGGAUGGCGGCGAGGCGCCGGCGGCGCUGGAAGCGGCGCUGGAGGAGAAGGGCGCCGUGGAGCAUAUGCGCAAGUUCCUCUCCGACCCGCAGGUCCACACGGUGCUGGUGGAGCGCUCCACGCUCAAAGAGGAUGUGGGAGAUGAAGGAGAAGAGGAAAAAGAGUUCAUUUCCUACAGUAUCAGCACUGACAUUCAUUAUGGAAUAAAGUCAAACAGCCUGGCGUUCAUUAAACGUACAGCAGUGAUCGAUGCCGACAAACCAGUGUCCUCCCAGCUCAGAGUGCUCACUCUCAGUGAAGAUUCUCCGUAUGAAACAUUGCACUCUUUCAUUAGCAAUGCUGUUGCUCCCUUCUUCAAGUCCUACAUCCGAGAAUCUGGCAAAGCAGACAGGGAUGGAGAUAAGAUGGCUCCUUCAGUUGAGAAAAAGAUUGCAGAGCUUGAAAUGGGCCUCUUGCAUUUGCAACAGAAUAUUGAAAUUCCGGAGAUCAGUCUGCCCAUUCAUGCAACCAUUACUAAUGUUGCCAAGCAAUGUUAUGAACGUGGAGAAAAACCAAAAGUUACAGAUUUUGGUGAGAAGGCUGAGGAUCCAUUAUUCCUUAAUCAGUUACAGUCUGGAGUCAACCGCUGGAUUAGAGAAAUACAAAAGGUGACCAAAUUAGAUCGAGAUCCUGCAUCAGGCACUGCAUUACAGGAGAUAAGCUUCUGGUUGAAUUUGGAAAGGGCCCUGUACCGCAUUCAGGAAAAACGUGAAAGUCCAGAAGUUCUGCUGACUCUGGACAUUCUGAAACAUGGCAAACGUUUCCAUGCAACUGUCAGCUUUGAUACUGACACAGGUCUGAAACAGGCGCUGGAAACUGUGAAUGACUAUAAUCCACUAAUGAAAGACUUUCCACUGAAUGACUUGCUGUCUGCUACGGAGCUGGACAAAAUCAGGCAGGCCCUUGUUGCAAUAUUUACCCAUUUGAGAAAAAUCAGGAACACAAAAUACCCAAUCCAAAGGGCAUUGCGUUUAGUGGAGGCUAUUUCAAGAGAUCUGAGCUCUCAGCUGCUUAAAGUGUUGGGAACCAGAAAACUGAUGCAUGUGGCCUAUGAAGAAUUUGAAAAGGUAAUGGUUGCAUGCUUUGAAGUAUUCCAAACCUGGGAUGAUGAAUAUGAGAAACUACAAGUUCUGCUGAGAGAUAUCGUGAAGAGAAAAAGGGAAGAGAACCUGAAGAUGGUGUGGCGCAUCAAUCCUGCUCACAGGAAGCUCCAGAGCCGUCUUGAUCAAAUGAGGAAAUUCAGGCGUCAGCAUGAGCAGCUGAGAGCAGUCAUUGUGAGAGUCUUGCGACCUCAGGUAACGGCUGUUGCCCAGCAAAAUCAAGGAGAGGUACCUGAACCACAGGAUAUGAAAGUAGCAGAAGUCCUUUUUGAUGCUGCAGAUGCUAAUGCAAUUGAAGAAGUCAAUCUUGCUUAUGAGAAUGUUAAGGAAGUAGAUGGAUUAGAUGUUUCCAAAGAAGGUACAGAAGCCUGGGAGGCAGCAAUGAAACGCUAUGAUGAAAGAAUUGAUAGAGUUGAAACAAGGAUAACAGCCCGUCUGAGAGACCAGCUCGGUACAGCAAAGAACGCCAAUGAAAUGUUCAGAAUCUUCUCCCGCUUUAACGCCUUGUUUGUCAGACCUCACAUUCGCGGCGCCAUUCGUGAGUACCAAACACAGUUGAUCCAGCGUGUGAAGGAUGAUAUCGAGUCUCUUCAUGACAAAUUUAAAGUACAAUAUCCACAGAGUCAGGCGUGUAAAAUGAGUCACGUUCGUGACUUGCCUCCUGUGUCUGGGUCUAUAAUUUGGGCGAAACAGAUUGACAGGCAGCUCACCGCUUACAUGAAGCGUGUGGAGGAUGUCCUUGGCAAAGGCUGGGAGAACCAUGUGGAAGGUCAGAAGCUGAAGCAGGACGGAGAUAGCUUUCGCAUGAAGCUCAACACUCAGGAGAUCUUUGAUGACUGGGCAAGAAAAGUUCAGCAACGCAACCUCGGUGUGUCUGGUCGCAUUUUCACCAUCGAAAGCACUCGUGUUCGAGGUCGAACUGGGAAUGUCCUGAAACUGAAAGUCAACUUCCUGCCAGAAAUAAUUACACUUUCAAAAGAAGUCAGAAACCUGAAGUGGCUCGGUUUCCGUGUCCCACUAGCAAUUGUCAACAAAGCUCACCAAGCAAACCAGCUCUAUCCAUUUGCUAUUUCUCUCAUUGAAAGUGUCCGCACAUAUGAGCGAACAUGUGAGAAAGUAGAAGAGCGUAAUACUAUCUCACUGCUGGUCGCUGGCUUGAAGAAAGAGGUGCAGGCUUUGAUUGCAGAAGGAAUUGCACUCGUCUGGGAAUCAUACAAGCUUGAUCCAUACGUUCAGCGCUUGGCUGAGACUGUCUUCAGUUUCCAGGAAAAGGUGGAUGAUCUGCUCAUUAUUGAAGAGAAGAUAGACCUGGAAGUGAGAUCAUUGGAAACCUGCAUGUAUGAUCACAAGACUUUCUCCGAAAUCUUGAACAGAGUUCAAAAAGCUGUGGAUGAUUUAAAUCUUCAUUCAUACUCAAAUUUGCCAAUCUGGGUCAAUAAGUUGGAUAUGGAGAUUGAAAGAAUCCUGGGUGUUCGUUUGCAAGCUGGACUUAGGGCCUGGACUCAGGUUCUUCUGGGACAAGCAGAUGACAAAGCAGAAGUUGACAUGGAUACAGAUGCUCCUCAAGUGAGCCAUAAGCCUGGUGGUGAACCCAAGAUCAAAAACAUUGUACAUGAACUAAGAAUAACCAACCAGGUGAUAUAUUUGAAUCCACCAAUUGAAGACUGUAGAUACAAACUUUACCAAGAAAUGUUUUCUUGGAAAAUGGUAAUCCUGUCACUGCCAAGAAUUCAAAGUCAGAGAUACCAGGUUGGAGUGCAUUAUGAGCUGUCUGAGGAAGAGAAGUUCUAUCGUAAUGCAUUGACAAGGAUGCCUGAUGGCCCUGCAGCUCUGGAGGAGUCAUACUCAGCGGUCAUGGGAAUUGUGACUGAAGUGGAGCAGUAUGUCAAGGUUUGGCUGCAGUACCAGUGUCUGUGGGACAUGCAAGCUGAAAACAUAUACAACCGUCUUGGAGAAGACCUGAAUAAGUGGCAGGCCCUUUUGGUUCAGAUAAGAAAGGCAAGAGGAACAUUUGACAAUGCAGAAACCAGAAAGGAGUUUGGACCUGUUGUCAUAGACUAUGGCAAGGUACAAUCAAAGGUGAACUUGAAGUAUGAUUCCUGGCACAAGGAGGUGCUCAGCAAAUUUGGCCAAAUGCUUGGUCAGAAUAUGACAGAGUUUCAUUCACAAAUUUCUAAGUCCCGUCAAGAGCUGGAGCAGCAUUCUGUGGACACUGCUAGCACAUCAGAUGCCGUGACGUUCAUCACAUACGUGCAGUCCUUGAAACGUAAAAUCAAACAGUUUGAAAAGCAAGUUGAGCUUUAUCGCAAUGGUCAGCGCUUGCUUGAGAAGCAAAGGUUCCAGUUCCCUUCCUCUUGGCUGUACAUUGACAACAUUGAAGGAGAAUGGGGUGCCUUCAAUGACAUUAUGCGUAGGAAGGAUUCUGCCAUUCAACAACAAGUAGCAAAUCUGCAGAUGAAAAUAGUUCAAGAGGAUCGUGCAGUGGAGAGCCGAACAACUGACUUGCUGACAGACUGGGAGAAAACAAAGCCUGUAACAGGAAAUCUGCGUCCAGAAGAGGCUCUUCAAGCUCUUACCAUUUACGAAGGAAAAUUCGGCAGGCUGAAGGAUGACCGUGAGAAGUGUGCCAAGGCCAAGGAAGCUCUGGAACUUACAGAUACUGGACUGCUCAGUGGCAGUGAAGAGCGCGUCCAGGUAGCCCUUGAAGAGCUGCAGGAUCUCAAAGGUGUCUGGUCUGAACUCUCUAAGGUCUGGGAACAAAUUGAUCAAAUGAAAGAACAACCCUGGGUCUCAGUACAGCCUCGCAAGCUUCGACAAAACUUGGAUGGUCUGCUGAACCAACUGAAAAACUUCCCUGCCCGUUUGCGACAGUACGCCUCCUAUGAGUAUGUCCAGAGACUUCUGAAGGGCUACAUGAAGAUAAACAUGUUAGUUAUUGAACUGAAAUCCGAGGCACUUAAAGACCGACACUGGAAACAGCUGAUGAAGAGGCUUCAUGUUAACUGGGUUGUCUCAGAACUGACCCUGGGCCAGAUCUGGGAUGUUGAUCUACAGAGAAAUGAAGCAAUUGUCAAAGAUGUUCUGCUUGUGGCUCAGGGAGAGAUGGCUUUGGAAGAGUUCUUGAAACAGAUAAGAGAAGUGUGGAACACCUAUGAGCUGGACUUGGUCAAUUACCAGAACAAGUGUCGUUUGAUUCGUGGAUGGGAUGACCUUUUCAACAAAGUCAAGGAGCACAUUAACAGCGUGUCUGCUAUGAAGCUGUCACCAUACUACAAGGUGUUUGAGGAAGAUGCCCUGAGCUGGGAAGAUAAGCUGAACCGUAUCAUGGCACUCUUUGAUGUCUGGAUAGAUGUCCAGAGGCGGUGGGUCUACUUGGAGGGUAUCUUUACUGGCAGUGCAGACAUCAAGCACUUGCUGCCUGUGGAGACCCAGCGGUUCCAGAGCAUCAGCACUGAAUUCUUGGCACUCAUGAAAAAGGUGUCCAAAUCUCCACUUGUGAUGGAUGUUCUGAACAUUCAAGGUGUGCAGAGAUCAUUAGAGAGACUGGCAGACUUACUUGGGAAGAUACAGAAAGCCCUGGGAGAAUACUUGGAAAGGGAGAGGUCCUCUUUCCCUCGGUUCUACUUUGUUGGUGAUGAGGACUUGCUUGAAAUCAUUGGAAACAGCAAAAAUGUGGCCAAGUUGCAGAAACACUUCAAGAAAAUGUUUGCUGGAGUCUCUAGCAUUAUUCUCAAUGAAGACAAUUCUGUGGUUCUUGGGAUAUCCUCACGUGAAGGAGAGGAGGUGCUGUUCAAAACACCCGUCUCCAUCACAGAACAUCCCAAGAUCAAUGAGUGGCUCACUCUUGUUGAAAAAGAGAUGAGGGUGACCCUUGCUAAAUUGCUUGCAGAGUCUGUUACUGAAGUAGAAAUCUUUGGAAAAGCAACUUCAAUUGAUCCAGCAGUCUACAUCUCUUGGAUUGACAAAUACCAGGCUCAGCUUGUUGUGCUGUCAGCCCAGAUUGCUUGGUCUGAGAAUGUGGAGUCAGCCCUAAAUGGUGGAGGAGGAGACAACAGUCCUCUCCAGUCUGUGCUAGCCAAUGUUGAGGUCACACUCAAUGUCCUGGCAGACUCUGUGCUGAUGGAGCAGCCACCCCUUCGCAGAAGGAAACUGGAGCACUUGAUCACUGAGUUGGUGCACCAGAGAGAUGUUACAAGAUCACUGAUCAAAAGCAAGAUUGACAACUCCAAAUCCUUCGAGUGGCUCAGCCAAAUGCGGUUCUACUUUGACCCAAAGCAGACAGAUGUGUUGCAGCAGCUCUCCAUUCAGAUGGCAAAUGCCAAAUUCAACUAUGGCUUUGAGUACCUUGGGGUUCAGGAUAAGCUGGUACAGACUCCUCUCACUGACCGCUGCUACCUGACAAUGACACAAGCCCUGGAGGCAAGACUUGGAGGAUCACCAUUUGGUCCUGCUGGUACUGGUAAAACAGAAUCUGUUAAAGCUCUUGGACAUCAACUCGGCCGCUUUGUGUUGGUUUUCAACUGCGAUGAAACAUUUGACUUCCAGGCAAUGGGACGCAUCUUUGUGGGACUUUGCCAAGUGGGCGCGUGGGGCUGCUUUGAUGAGUUCAACAGACUGGAGGAGCGAAUGCUCUCUGCAGUUUCACAGCAAGUUCAGUGCAUCCAGGAAGCCUUGAGAGAGCAUUCCAACCCCAACUAUGACAAGACUGCAACACCCAUUACCUGUGAGCUGCUGAACAAACAAGUCAAAGUGAGCCCUGACAUGGCUAUCUUCAUCACCAUGAAUCCUGGCUAUGCAGGCAGAUCCAAUCUGCCUGACAACUUGAAGAAGUUGUUUCGUAGCUUGGCAAUGACAAAACCAGACCGUCAGUUGAUUGCCCAGGUCAUGCUCUACUCCCAAGGUUUCCGUACUGCCGAAGUUCUUGCCAAUAAGAUAGUACCAUUCUUCAAGCUUUGUGAUGAGCAGCUGUCCUCCCAAAGUCACUAUGAUUUUGGCCUGAGAGCACUGAAGAGUGUGCUGGUUAGUGCAGGUAAUGUGAAGAGGGAGAGGAUUCAGAAGAUAAAGCGGGAGAAGGAAGAGCGUGGGGAAGUCGUUGAUGAGGGAGAAAUCGCUGAGAACUUGCCAGAGCAAGAGAUCCUGAUACAAAGUGUAUGUGAAACUAUGGUGCCAAAACUGGUUGCAGAAGACAUUCCACUGCUGUUCAGUCUCCUUUCUGAUGUAUUCCCUGGAGUACAGUAUCACCGUGGAGAGAUGACAGCCUUGAGAGAGGAACUGAAGAAAGUGUGUCAGGAAAUGUACCUUACCUAUGGUGAUGGAGAAGAAGUUGGUGGCAUGUGGGUUGAAAAGGUUCUUCAGCUGUAUCAGAUUACACAGAUAAAUCAUGGUUUGAUGAUGGUUGGUCCCUCUGGAAGUGGAAAGAGCAUGGCCUGGAGAGUACUUCUGAAGGCCCUUGAACGGCUGGAGGGUGUAGAAGGUGUUGCUCACAUUAUAGAUCCAAAAGCAAUCAGCAAAGAUCACCUCUAUGGUACUUUGGAUCCAAAUACCAGGGAAUGGACAGAUGGCUUGUUUACACAUGUCCUGAGAAAAAUCAUAGACAAUGUGAGAGGUGAACUACAAAAACGUCAGUGGAUUAUCUUUGAUGGUGAUGUAGACCCUGAAUGGGUUGAGAACUUGAACUCUGUUCUGGAUGACAACAAACUUCUGACUCUGCCAAAUGGAGAACGUCUCAGCCUCCCACCAAAUGUGCGUAUCAUGUUUGAAGUACAGGAUCUGAAAUAUGCCACUUUGGCUACUGUGUCAAGGUGUGGUAUGGUCUGGUUCAGCGAGGAUGUUCUCAGUACAGACAUGAUAUUCAAUAACUUCCUGGCCAGACUAAGAAGCAUUCCUCUGGAUGAAGGUGAGGAGGAAGCUCAGCGCAGGCGAAAGGGCAAAGAAGAUGAAGGAGAAGAAGCAGCAUCCCCAAUGUUGCAGAUUCAGAGAGAUGCUGCAACAAUAAUGCAGCCAUAUUUCACAUCCAAUGGCCUGGUGACCAAGGCACUUGAACACGCUUUCAAGCUGGAGCACAUUAUGGACCUGACGCGCCUGCGCUGCCUGGGCUCUCUGUUCUCCAUGCUGCACCAGGCCUGCCGCAACGUGGCCCAGUACAAUGCCAACCAUCCCGACUUCCCCAUGCAGAUAGACCAGCUGGAGCGUUACAUCCAGAGGUACCUGGUCUAUGCGAUCCUGUGGUCUCUUUCUGGAGACAGUCGUUUGAAAAUGAGAGCGGAGCUGGGCGAAUACAUCAGGAGAAUCACCACUGUGCCACUGCCAACUGCACCCAACAUACCUAUAAUUGACUAUGAGGUGUCCAUUACAGGUGAAUGGGUGCCAUGGCAAUCCAAAGUUCCUCAAAUUGAAGUUGAAACACACAAAGUUGCAGCUCCUGAUGUUGUAGUGCCAACUCUAGAUACAGUUCGCCAUGAAGCAUUGCUGUACACUUGGCUGGCAGAACACAAACCUCUGGUGCUUUGUGGACCACCAGGUUCUGGAAAGACCAUGACCCUCUUCAGUGCUCUCAGAGCUCUGCCUGACAUGGAGGUGGUUGGACUCAACUUUUCAAGUGCUACCACUCCAGAACUGCUGUUGAAAACUUUUGAUCACUACUGUGAAUACAGGCGUACCCCUAAUGGAGUGGUGCUGGCUCCUGUGCAGUUAGGAAAGUGGCUGGUGCUGUUCUGUGAUGAAAUCAACUUGCCAGAUAUGGAUAAGUACGGCACACAGAGAGUCAUAUCCUUCAUUAGACAGAUGGUGGAACAUGGAGGAUUCUACCGUACAUCUGACCAGACAUGGGUGAAACUGGAGAGAAUUCAGUUUGUUGGUGCAUGUAAUCCACCUACUGAUCCUGGAAGAAAACCUCUGUCACACAGAUUUUUACGACAUGUUCCUGUGGUUUAUGUGGACUAUCCUGGACCAGCUUCACUUACUCAGAUAUAUGGAACAUUCAACCGUGCAAUGCUGAGGCUGAUCCCAUCACUUCGCACGUAUGCAGAGCCUCUCACUGCUGCUAUGGUAGAAUUCUACACGAUGUCUCAGGAGAGAUUCACUCAAGACACGCAGCCACAUUACAUCUACUCGCCUCGUGAGAUGACUCGGUGGGUGAGAGGUAUAUUCGAGGCGUUAAGACCACUGGAAACCUUACCAGUUGAAGGCCUUAUCAGGAUUUGGGCCCACGAAGCCUUACGUCUCUUCCAGGACAGACUUGUGGAAGAUGAGGAGAGACGCUGGACUGAUGAGAACAUUGACAUGGUUGCUCUGAAACACUUCCCCAACAUUGACAAAGAAAAGGCUAUGAGCAGACCUAUCUUGUACAGCAACUGGCUGUCAAAGGAUUAUAUUCCAGUGGAUCAAGAAGAAUUGAGAGACUAUGUGAAAGCCAGGCUUAAAGUCUUCUAUGAAGAAGAACUUGAUGUACCACUUGUCCUGUUCAAUGAAGUCUUGGAUCAUGUGUUAAGAAUUGACCGAAUCUUCCGUCAGCCACAGGGCCACUUGCUGCUAAUUGGAGUCAGUGGAGCAGGGAAAACAACCCUGUCAAGAUUUGUUGCCUGGAUGAAUGGUUUGAGUGUCUACCAAAUCAAGGUUCACAGAAAAUACACAGGUGAAGAUUUUGAUGAAGACCUUAGGACAGUAUUGAGACGCUCUGGUUGCAAAAAUGAAAAAAUAGCUUUUAUUAUGGAUGAGUCAAACGUCUUGGAUUCUGGAUUCCUGGAGAGAAUGAACACUCUCCUAGCCAAUGGAGAGGUUCCUGGUCUCUUUGAAGGAGACGAAUAUGCUACCCUCAUGACUCAGUGUAAAGAAGGAGCACAGAAAGAAGGUUUAAUGUUAGAUUCACAUGAGGAACUCUACAAAUGGUUCACCAGCCAAGUUAUUCGCAAUCUCCAUGUAGUGUUCACUAUGAAUCCAUCUUCUGAGGGCCUGAAGGACAGGGCAGCUACCUCUCCUGCACUCUUCAACAGAUGUGUCCUGAACUGGUUUGGAGACUGGUCAACCGAGGCACUGUACCAAGUUGGCAAAGAGUUCACAAGCAAAAUGGAUCUUGAGAAACCAAAUUACAUUGUGCCUGAUUACAUGCCAGUUGUGUAUGAUAAGCUGCCACAACCACCAUCGCACAGGGAGGCUAUUGUUAAUAGCUGUGUGUUUGUUCAUCAGACUCUUCACCAGGCUAAUGCUCGGCUGGCAAAACGAGGAGGCAGAACCAUGGCAAUCACACCACGCCACUAUUUGGACUUCAUCAACCAUUAUGCCAACUUGUUCAAUGAGAAGCGAAGUGAACUGGAGGAGCAGCAAAUGCAUCUGAACGUUGGUCUCAGAAAAAUCAAGGAAACGGUUGAUCAGGUGGAGGAAUUGCGGCGUGACCUAAGAAUAAAGAGUCAGGAGCUGGAAGUGAAAAAUGCAGCAGCCAAUGACAAGCUGAAAAAGAUGGUGAAAGACCAACAGGAAGCUGAGAAGAAAAAGGUUAUGAGCCAGGAGAUUCAGGAACAGCUGCACAAGCAGCAGGAGGUCAUUGCAGACAAGCAGAUGAGUGUGAAAGAAGAUCUUGACAAGGUGGAGCCUGCUGUCAUUGAAGCUCAGAAUGCUGUGAAGUCAAUAAAGAAGCAGCACCUGGUAGAGGUCCGUUCCAUGGCUAACCCACCUGCAGCAGUUAAGCUGGCCCUGGAGUCCAUCUGCCUGCUGUUAGGUGAAAGCACCACUGACUGGAAACAAAUACGUUCCAUCAUCAUGAGGGAGAACUUCAUUCCAACCAUUGUUAACUUCUCUGCUGAGGAAAUCAGUGAUGCCAUCAGGGAGAAGAUGAAGAAAAACUACCUGUCGAAUCCGAGUUACAACUAUGAAAUUGUAAACAGAGCAUCACUGGCCUGUGGACCUAUGGUGAAAUGGGCAAUUGCACAGCUGAACUAUGCUGACAUGUUGAAAAGAGUGGAACCUCUACGCAAUGAACUGCAGAAGCUGGAGGAUGAUGCCAAAGACAACCAACAGAAAGCAAAUGAAGUGGAGCAGAUGAUUCGUGAUCUUGAGGCCAGUAUUGCCCGUUACAAAGAAGAAUAUGCAGUACUGAUUUCGGAGGCUCAAGCUAUUAAGGCAGAUUUGGCUGCUGUUGAAGCAAAAGUAAACCGUAGCACGGCUCUUCUGAAGAGUCUUUCUGCUGAACGUGAAAGAUGGGAGAAGACAAGUGAAACUUUCAAAAACCAGAUGUCCACUAUUGCAGGAGACUGUUUACUUUCAGGAGCUUUUAUUGCCUAUGCUGGCUACUUUGAUCAGCAGAUGCGUCAGAAUCUGUUCACUACAUGGUCUCACCAUUUGCAGCAAGCAAAUAUCCAGUUCCGCACAGACAUCGCAAGGACCGAGUACCUUUCCAACGCCGACGAGCGGCUGCGCUGGCAGGCGAGUUCCCUGCCUGCAGAUGACCUGUGCACAGAGAAUGCCAUCAUGCUCAAGCGCUUUAACAGGUAUCCGUUGAUUAUCGAUCCCUCUGGGCAAGCUACAGAGUUUAUCAUGAAUGAAUAUAAAGACCGUAAGAUAACUCGUACAAGCUUCUUGGAUGAUGCUUUCAGGAAGAAUUUGGAAAGUGCCUUGAGAUUUGGUAACCCACUUCUAGUCCAGGAUGUGGAGAGCUAUGAUCCAGUUCUGAAUCCCGUUCUGAAUCGUGAAGUCCGAAGAACUGGAGGCAGAGUUCUGAUUACUCUGGGAGACCAAGAUAUUGAUUUGUCACCAUCCUUCGUUAUCUUCCUUUCCACCCGAGAUCCAACAGUUGAAUUCCCACCAGACCUCUGCUCUCGCGUUACGUUUGUGAACUUCACAGUAACUCGCAGCAGCUUGCAGAGCCAGUGUCUGAAUGAAGUCCUGAAAGCUGAAAGACCAGAUGUUGAUGAAAAACGCUCUGACCUCCUCAAGCUUCAGGGUGAAUUUCAGCUGCGCUUACGUCAAUUGGAAAAAUCCCUACUACAAGCACUUAAUGAAGUGAAGGGACGUAUCCUGGAUGAUGACACCAUCAUUACUACACUUGAGAACCUGAAGAAGGAAGCAGCAGAGGUCACCAGAAAAGUAGAAGAGACUGAUAUUGUCAUGCAAGAAGUGGAGACUGUUUCCCAGCAGUACUUGCCUCUUUCUACAGCUUGCAGCAGUAUCUACUUUACUAUGGAGUCACUGAAACAGAUACAUUUCCUGUACCAGUACUCCCUCCAGUUUUUCUUGGACAUCUAUCACAAUGUCUUGUAUGAGAACCCAAAUCUGAAGGGAAUUACAGACCAUACUCAUCGUCUCUCAAUCAUCACAAAGGAUCUCUUUCAGGUGGCCUUCAACCGAGUGGCACGUGGCAUGCUGCACCAGGAUCACAUAACGUUUGCCAUGUUGUUGGCCCGGAUCAAACUGAAAGGCACUAUUGGGGAGCCUACAUAUGAUGCAGAAUUCCAGCACUUCUUGAGAGGGAAGGAGAUUGUACUGAACACUGCAUCUCUCCCCAAAAUCAAUGGCUUGACUGUAGAGCAAACAGAGGCAAUGAUGAGGUUGAGCUGCCUUCCUGCAUUUAAGGACCUUGUUUCCAAAGUUCAAGCUGAUGAGCAAUUCUGUAUCUGGCUGGACAGCAGUUCCCCAGAACAGACUGUACCAUACCUUUGGACUGAAGAAAAACCUUCAACUCCCAUUGGACAGGCCAUUCAUCGCUUGCUUCUGAUUCAGGCCUUCCGUCCGGAUCGUUUGUUGGCCAUGGCACAUACCUUUGUGUCAACAAAUCUUGGAGAGUCUUUCAUGUCCAUUAUGGAGCAGCCUUUAGAUCUGACACACAUUGUGGAUACAGAGGUGAAACCAAAUACCCCUGUGCUGAUGUGUUCAGUGCCUGGUUAUGAUGCCAGUGGUCAUGUUGAAGACCUUGCAGCUGAGCAGAAUACACAAAUCACUUCUAUUGCUAUUGGUUCUGCGGAAGGGUUUAACCAAGCAGAUAAAGCAAUAAACACAGCAGUGAAGUCUGGAAGAUGGGUAAUGCUGAAGAACGUUCACCUGGCUCCUGGCUGGCUCAUGCAACUAGAAAAGAAACUACAUUCCCUGCAACCCCAUGCUUGCUUCAGGCUCUUCCUUACCAUGGAGAUUAAUCCAAAGGUGCCAGUGAAUUUGUUACGUGCCGGCCGGAUCUUUGUGUUUGAGCCUCCUCCUGGUGUAAAGGCAAACAUGCUGAGGACCUUCAGUAGCAUUCCAGUUUCUAGGAUGUGCAAGUCUCCAAAUGAGCGUGCUCGUUUAUAUUUCCUCCUUGCCUGGUUCCAUGCCAUUAUCCAAGAGCGCCUGCGCUAUGCUCCGUUGGGCUGGUCCAAGAAGUACGAGUUUGGAGAGUCUGACCUGAGAUCUGCCUGUGACACAGUGGAUACCUGGCUGGAUGAUACAGCAAAGGGUCGCCAGAACAUUUCCCCUGAUAAGAUCCCCUGGUCUGCACUGAAGACUCUGAUGGCCCAGUCUAUCUAUGGAGGUCGUAUCGAUAAUGAAUUUGAUCAACGUUUGUUAAACACUUUCUUGGAACGUCUGUUCACCACCUUAAGUUUUGACAGUGAAUUCAAACUGGCUUGCAAGGUUGAUGGACACAAAGAUAUUCAGAUGCCAGAUGGAAUCAGGCGUGAAGAGUUUGUCCAGUGGGUUGAGAUGCUCCCAGAUACACAAACACCAUCAUGGCUGGGACUGCCAAAUAAUGCAGAGAAAGUUCUUCUCACCACACAAGGCAUAGAUAUGAUCAGUAAAAUGCUGAAAAUGCAGAUGCUGGAGGAUGAGGAUGAUCUGGCUUAUGCAGAAACUGAGAAGAAGACAAGAACUGAUUCUACAUCAGAUGGACGCCCAGCCUGGAUGAGAACACUGCAUACCACAGCCUCUAACUGGCUUCACCUUAUCCCACAAACUCUAAACCAUCUGAAGCGGACUGUGGAAAACAUUAAAGAUCCUCUGUUCCGGUUCUUUGAGAGAGAGGUGAAAAUGGGAGCUAAGCUGCUCCAGGAUGUUCGUCAGGACCUGGCAGACGUGGUUCAAGUGUGUGAAGGGAAAAAGAAACAAACCAACUAUUUGCGUACACUGAUAAAUGAGCUGGUGAAAGGUAUUUUGCCUCGUAGCUGGUCUCAUUACACAGUGCCAGCUGGUAUGACCGUUAUCCAGUGGGUGUCUGACUUCAGUGAACGCAUUAAACAGCUCCAGAAUAUUUCCCAGGCAGCUGCAUCUGGUGGAGCAAAAGAACUGAAGAACAUCCAUGUGUGCCUGGGUGGCCUGUUUGUACCAGAGGCAUAUAUUACUGCUACAAGACAAUAUGUUGCCCAGGCAAACAGUUGGUCCCUUGAAGAGCUCUGUCUUGAGGUCAAUGUUACAACUACCCAGAACGCAGUCCUGGAUGCCUGCAGCUUUGGAGUCACAGGCCUGAAGCUUCAGGGAGCUACGUGCAGUAACAACAAGCUGUCGCUUUCAAAUGCUAUUUCAACUGUCCUGCCCAUUACUCAGCUUCGCUGGAUCAAGCAGACAAAUGCUGAUAAAAAAGCAAAUGUUGUUACUUUACCAGUUUAUCUGAACUUCACUCGUGCUGAUCUGAUUUUCACCGUUGACUUUGAAAUAGCCACCAAGGAAGAUCCCCGCAGCUUCUAUGAACGUGGUGUUGCAGUUCUCUGCACUGAGUGAACAAAUCUAUUUUCUCUGGUUAAUGCUGUAGCAAGUGUCAGUCUUCUAUGUAGUGCUCACCUGUACUUUUGUAAUCAGGGUAGGUUAGCAGAUGGAUUUGUGUCAAGUUGGCUGGAAAGGUGACGGUGCAAUGGGAAGCUGGUAGGCCAGAGAGAUUUCUUUGAAGGAAGAUUGAAUGAGGUUUUUAGAGGAUUAUUGGUAGAUGUGAUAUUUGAUGGAUUAUGUUGUAUUAAAUAAAAUAUAUAGCAAAACUUUUGACCAUC